Chara braunii is the source of this 1075-nucleotide messenger RNA. Lineage: Eukaryota; Viridiplantae; Streptophyta; Charophyceae; Charales; Characeae. The record is from the annotation of a GenBank genome assembly.
GGGAAGGGAGCAGAUGAAGCUUCCACACAGGGGGAACAGGAGCACAAGGCAGAUAUGGAAGAAGAAGGCAAGGGGGAGCAAGGAUCUCAAGGGGAAAAAAUGGAAAUUACAGCCUCUUCAGAUGACACGUCGGCGUCAACUUCAAUGGACCAGCAAACAGAACAUGGGCCUUCAAUAGGUCGAACCAGCUCUACAAACAGAUCACCUUCAGGUGAUACGGAAAACACAACAGAGGAUUUGAGGGCGGAGGAGGAUGAAGGAGCAGGGAAAAUGUCACAUGAUUCGGAUUCAGAUACAGAUUUGGAUCGGGACAGUGACAAGGGGGAAGAGGAAGGGGAGGAGGAAGAAGGGGAGGACGAACCGGAGUCACUAGCACAGUGGAUCAAACACGUUCACAAGCUGAAGUGGGAGAGACACAUUGAAUGUGAGAUUCGUCUGGCACACCACAAGCAUCUGCGCAAUUUGAAACAAGCCAUAGCAGCGGGGGAUGACAUUACAACAACGAACAAAUUCGAGAGACUGAAGAAUGAACAGGAGGUUAAUGAGUUUUACGCUACGCAAUAUGGAUGGAAGGCGAGGUUGGACAAGAAUGACAUCACGGUGCACAAUGUUGGGUGCGCCAAGCAGUUCAUCUGGCCCAAAUUUUACCAGCCACAUAGUCUGAAGAGAUCCGAACAGAAACGAAGGGCCCGACAGCAAGAAGCGGAGCGAUUGGGAAGUAGUGAUCAGGCUUUGUCAGAUUCCGCCCAGGGGUUAGGUGUGGAUGAACAGAUGGAAGAGGAAAAGAGGCAAGCAGCGAUCUUGGAGGCACAAGUCGAGGCUCUCAGGGAUCAGAACAGGGAAUUGGAGGAAGACACUGCAAAUUUGCAGAGAAUAGCCUACACUCCACACGCAAACAUCAAUGCAGCGGCCUUUCUGUAUAUCGUUCCCACUCAUAUUCCUUGCAAUUUGGUAUCGGAGCUGGUUCGAGAUUGCGACUUACCUGACGCUGGCGACAUUGUUACUUGGUGCGCUGACGAUGCUUCUGUGCAGCGCUUGAUAUAGCAGGGCCCGGGUAGAGGGGCCGGCCACAAGA